CGGCGGCCGAGCCCGGCGAGACAGCGGCGGAAAGUGCCACGACUCCACACGGCCGCGGCGGCGAGGAGGGACCGCGACCCGGCACGGGCACAGAGGAGUGAGGCAGGAUGGAUGUGUACGACCCUCAGACGCUGGGUGUUAUGGUCUUUGGAGGCUUCAUGGUGAUCUCAGCCAUCGGCAUCUUCCUGGUGUCCACCUUCUCCAUGAAGGAGACGUCUUACGAGGAAGCCUUGGCCAAGCAACGCAAGGAGCUUGAGAAGGCCCAGCAGCAGAAAUUAGAGAAAAAGAAGAAGGAGAAACCAGUUGAGAAAAAAGGAAAAGCGAAGAAAAAGGAAGAGAAACCGAAUGGGAAGAUCCCAGAGCAGCAGCUUACUCAGGAAGUGACGGACCCUCCCAAGGAGGUGGUUCCUGAGCCCGCUGUGGUGCCUGAGCCUGUGACAGUUGAGACUCCAAUUGCAGCGGUGGCAGUUGUCCCCCAGGAAAAGGAGAAACCUGUUCCAUCACCUAAGGAGAAGAGGAAGAAGGAGAAGAAGGUGGCAAAGGUGGAGCCUGCUCCUAGCCCGGUGUUGGCUCCACCCCCGGUCAGCGUCCCCAAAAGUUCUCCCGUGCGGGAGGUGGCCCCUAAGGAGGUUCCUGUUGUGGCAGUGCCCCCAGUUGGCACUCAGCAAAGUGCUCCGGUCAUCAGCUCUGUCACCGUCAAGAAAACCGAGGCUCUUCCAGCCCAGGAGGAUCAGAAGCAUGAUGGGCCUGCCAAGAAAAAGGCUGCAUCCAAGAAGAAGAGCGAGCCAGCACCUACGGAUUCGGAUGGGGCCCUGUACCUGCCCUACAAGACACUGGUGUCCACAGUCAGCAGCAUGGUGUUCAGUGAGGGGGAGGCCCAGCAGCUCAUCGAGAUCCUGACGGAGAAAGCUGGGAUCAUCCAGGACACCUGGCACACGGCCACACAGAAGGGUGACCCGGUUGCUGUCCUGAAACGCCAGCUGGAGGAGAAGGAGAAGCAGCUCUCUGCCGAGCAGGAGGAUGCAGCUGCUGCCAGGAACAAACUGCGGGAGCUGAGCAAGGAGCUGUCAGCUGAGCGGGCCAAGGCGGUGGCCAUGGAGGGCAAGCUGAAGGAGCAGCUGCUGGCCCGCGAGCGGGAGAUUGUGGCGGUGCAGGCACGGAUGCAGGCCAGCUACCAGGACCAUGUCAGCGAGACCCAGCAGCUCCAGGGCAAGAUCCGAACUCUGCAGGAACAGCUGGAGAACGGUCCCAACACGCAGCUGGCUCGCCUGCAGCAGGAGAACUCCAUCCUGAGGGAUGCCCUCAACCAGGCUACCAGCCAGAUGGAAAGCAAGCAAAAUGCUGAGCUGGCCAAGUUGAGGCAGGAGUGCAACAAGCUGAUGAAAGAGCUGUCUGAGAAGUCAGAGGUGCUGCAGCAAGAGGAGCAGCAGAGGAAGAGCUGGGAGAUCAAAGCAGCGGCUUUGGAGAAGCGAAUCGAGCAGCUGCAGGCUUACCAACGGGAGGCAGAGGUGAUGCUGCAGAAGAGGCUGGAUGAGGUCAGCGACGAGCUCCGCAAAACCCAAAGCAGCUACAAGAGCCUGUUGGCAGAUGCAGAGAAGACCAAAGGGCAGCAGCAGAGCAUUGCUGAACUGCAAGGCAAGCUGCUGAGCUCCGAGGCAGAGGUUAAAAGUAAGCUGCUGGAGUUGGACAGUGUGAAAGGGAAACUGCAGGAUGCCAGCUCGGAGAAUACAAAGCUCCUGGAGAGGAUCAAGUCCAUCGAAGCCCUGCUGGAGGCAGGCCAGAUGCGGGAGGCAGAAAAAGACAGAGACCUGCAGGCAGCCAAUGAAGCAGAAAUGAAGCAGUUGCAGUCAAGACUCCAGGAGAAGACAAACCAGCUCUCAGCCUUGGAAAGGGAAGCCACACAGCUUCGGGAGGCAGUGGAGCAACAGCAGGUGAAAAACGACGACCUUCGGAAAAAGAACUGGAAGGCAAUGGAAGCACUGACCACAGUGGAGAAGGCGUGUGAGGAGAAACUGCUUGCUGCUACAAAAGCAAAGGAAGAGCUGGCCCAGCAGCUGGACGCGCUCCAGACACGAACCAAGCAGACGCUGCUCUCUGCCCUCCCCGGAGUCACCUUGUCCUCGGAGCAGGACUAUGACACGUGGCUACAGGAGUUUAAGGAGAAGACUGUGGGUGUGUUAAAGCAGCAGAUGAUCACAACAGAGCCACCAGAUUCAGCUCUUAAAUUAAAAGAGGCAGAGGAAGCACAAAGCACUUUACAAGCAGAAUGUGAGCAGUACAGAACGAUCCUCGCAGAGACAGAAGGGAUGCUGCGAAACCUGCAGAAGAGCGUGGAGGAAGAGGAGCAGGUGUGGAAGGCAAAGCUGACAGCCUCUGAAGAGGAGCUCCAAAAGUCACACCUGCAGCUGAAAUCCCUGGAAGGCAUGGUGGAGAAGUUGAAAGCAGAUCUGCAGAGCACAGAUCAGCUAAAGGAAUACACCUCUCUUCUGGAAACACAACUGGAAAAUCACUUGGAGACAGCCAGCUCCGAGCGCCAGAACUACACAAAAGAAGUUGGAGCUUUGAGGCAGCUCUUGUCAGAGUCCCAGGAGCAGCUGGAGGCAGCAAAGACUGAAACGCAGAAGCAGAGCAAGGAGCUGGCCCUGUUGAAAACCCAGCUGGAGCAGAACGAAACGCUGGCAGAGAAGGAGCAAAUGCUGCGGCAAAAGCUGGCACGGGAGCUGGAGGAGGCCCAGAGCUUAGCACGCAGCUUGCAGGCAGAGCUGGAAAAGCUGAGACUAGCUGAACAUGCAGCAGCUUCAGACAAGGAGGAGACCCAGCACCUCAAGGAAAGACUUGAAAAAGAAAAAAAAUUAACAAAGGACCUGGGCCAGGCAGCAACCAAACUGCAGGAGCUACUGAAGGUUACCCAGGACCAACUGGCCAAAGAGAGAGAAAUGGUGAAGAAGUUGAAAGAACAGCUUCAGGAAACGGGGAAAGAGGACAGUUCAAAGGAAGGGACUUCAGUUUGACAAGUCUUCACCCUGGACCUUACAGUUAACUUACCAAAAUGCCUUACACAUUCCUAAAGAUAAAAAUUUAUGCUAAAUUUACUGUAGAUAAAAGAUACAAGCCAUUAGUGACCCAAAACCUAGUUUUGAAACUUACAAGAAAACAUAAAAAAAAAAAAAAAAUCCAACCAAAAAAACCAACCAAUAAACACUGCAGUUUGUAAGAAAAAUCUUCUUACUGUUUUGUACAACUCUUCGGUUUCCUGGGGAGCUGCUGUGGCCACACCGGGCACGCGCUGGGGCUUCACCCUCCUGUUCCAGCAGAACCCACCAACGUGUGAAAAGGGAAGACUAUGUACAUCAACCAGUGCAAUUAUAAUUAUAUAUUUUUUCCUUUUUUUCUUUUAUUUUCUUCUUUUUUUAUUUUUGAGUGAAAGGAGUGUGAAAGUAAGACCCACCAUGGAAGGAUGCUCUCUUGGAUGGGUGGCUCUUGGCAUGUGUAUUUCUGGGUGUUGAUGCAAUUAAAAUGACGCAGUGAAGAGAG
Pseudopodoces humilis (Tibetan ground-tit) is the source of this 3534-nucleotide messenger RNA. RefSeq names its product ribosome binding protein 1 (gene RRBP1). Lineage: Eukaryota; Metazoa; Chordata; Aves; Passeriformes; Paridae. The record is from RefSeq and is a predicted model, not a curated record. Gene Ontology annotation, cellular component: endoplasmic reticulum membrane. Gene Ontology annotation, biological process: protein transport.